UGCCCAGCUUCCUGACCCGAGGCAGCCGCCUUCCGCUCACAUGGCUCCGCUACGCUUCUCGGCCAACGUUUCGUGGCUGUUCCCGGAGCUCCCCGGGCUCCCCGAGCGGCUGCAGGCCGCAGGCCGGCGGGGAGCCGCUGGGCUGCGGGGAGCCAAGCCCGCACUAACGCUGCUUCUCUCCACAGGAGACCAAGAGAAGGGGGAGAUGGGGCUGGGGGCCGUCCCCGGGAGACAGGCGGCCUUCCGAGAGGGGCUGGAGCAGGCUGUGCUGUACGCCAAGGCUCUGGGCUGCCCCAGGAUCCACCUGAUGGCUGGCCGGGUACCCCCUGGGGCUGACCGAGCAGCAGUCCAGGCAGAGAUGGAGACAGUGUUUCUGGAGAACCUGAGGCAUGCGGCUGGGGUUUUGGCUCAGGAGAACCUCGUGGGACUGCUGGAGCCCAUUAACACCCGAAUCACAGACCCCCAGUACUUCCUGGAUACACCCCAGCAGGCGGCAGCCAUCUUGCAGAAGGUUGGGAGACCCAAUCUUCAGUUGCAAAUGGACGUAUUCCACUGGCAGAUCAUGGAUGGGAAUCUGACAGGAAAUAUCAGGAAGUUCCUGCCCAUUGUUGGGCAUGUGCAGGUGGCACAGGUCCCAGACCGAGGGGAGCCAGGAAGCUCAGGAGAGCUGGACUUUUCUUACCUGUUCCAGCUGCUAGAAGAUGAAGGUUACCAAGGAUUUGUGGGCUGCGAGUAUCGGCCUCAAGGAGACACAGUGGAGGGUCUGAGCUGGCUACGCUCAUACUGGGACAGACGGGGCCACCCACGGGGCGGCCAGUAGGAUUCAACAGGCACCUGCAUGCUGCCCUGGGGCAGCAGGUGAGGGUCCUGAGGCUCCUCUGAAUUAAAGACACACUGGGCAUUUC
Myodes glareolus (Bank vole) is the source of this 905-nucleotide messenger RNA. Lineage: Eukaryota; Metazoa; Chordata; Mammalia; Rodentia; Cricetidae. The record is from RefSeq and is a predicted model, not a curated record.